Molecule: messenger RNA, 2957 nt
Organism: Suillus subalutaceus
Lineage: Eukaryota; Fungi; Basidiomycota; Agaricomycetes; Boletales; Suillaceae
Product: cation transport protein-domain-containing protein
Exons: 19
Coding region: 136-2838 (900 amino acids)
Biological process (GO): potassium ion import across plasma membrane; intracellular potassium ion homeostasis
Cellular component (GO): plasma membrane
Molecular function (GO): high-affinity potassium ion transmembrane transporter activity
Source: RefSeq, a predicted model, not a curated record
CGACUUCCCAAGUAAGGAGCGUCAACCUCGGUCCUCUGACCAUGACAUUACAUCGCUGGUUGGAGUGGACGUAUAUAGGCCGUCGUUCUCGUUCUAAGAUAGCAAGUUCGUCCAUCAUCACGCGAUUUCGCCGGAAUGAAGCAUCUCAACUUUUUCCGCAUGCAUGUUAUUUUCUUCACUUUGACGCCCCUGAUUUUCUCCGGAUUUUUUUAUGUUAGCAAUGGCAGGUAUCCAGUUGCAUACAUUGAUGCACUAUACAAUUCAGUCAGCGCGAUGACCAUGUGUGGUCUCACGACUGUGAACUUGAGCCAGCUUACCGCUUGGCAGCAAGUGUUAUUAUUCAUCCAGAUGUGUAUUGGAAACCCAGUCAUCGUGUCGUGGGUGAUGGUUUACACCAGGAGGCACUACUUUGCUAAGACACUCGAUCAUAUUAUUGGAGUAGAGGCUGCCCGACAGGCCACGAUCAGGGCGGAGCAGCAGAUUACCGCUGCGUCUGCGUAUGAAGGGAAUUCUGUCGGCAGCAAAGGCGGAUGGUCCCGCCGCUUCUUCCGAAGGAAGACCGGCCUUAGUACAGUGCUGGAGGAUUCUGCUAGUGGUCAUCCUCGAACGACACUGAAGGACAGCGCAAAGAAACUGAGGCCCGAUAUGAUCAGGCGCAUGGAUGGACAGCCCAAACCAGUCAACCCGAGCGGACGGAUCAUAGAAAGCGAUGCGAUUCCUAUGAAGCGUUUUUCGGUGAAAUCUGCAAUGAGCUUAGAUGUGCACGCAGAAGAACAGGGGCAAGGGCCCUCUUCUCGUCAACUUGCGUUCGCCGAUGAAAUGACCCAGUCCCCAACGCAGCUUGAGUUGGAGAAUGAUGUCGAGAUCAAGAACCUACAUGUAGAAACUGUCAACGCGGGGCCUUCAGAUCUGAAAAGAAACACCUCUGGGCGUGCACGUCGUCUUUCCGCUUCAGGAAUUCUGGGGGAACACUCAAAUUGCGGGCCUGAAGCGGGUCAGGAUGCUGUAACGUCAGCUGCAUUGACUGGAAUGCCUCAGGAUACAACUAUCGAAUUUGUACCCACUGUUUCUCCUUCACAUCACCCCCUCUUUCCUGUCGGUAGCCGGACCGGUCACUCGGAUUCCCCUGAAAAUUUAUCAGAUAUUUCAGAAUUCUGUGCUCCCCGCCGCCGCCGUUCUUCCGCAGUCCCCCAACAUUCGCACGAGCCAUUAGCACAGCACCCAACCAUUCAAACACAUCGAUCUAGCGAUACUAGGCGCGCAUCGAAUUCGUAUCAUCUCGAUCCACCGCAGGAGCAGAUGCUACGAGGGUUCGGGGGGUUUCCUAUGCCGCACGAUCUGUUGGGGAUGCUGUUUGGUUGGCUGUUUCCUGAUACCAGGAAUAGACUGAAGAGAACUGUAACGAUUCCUGUUACUACUACUCUGACAGGCGGUGGGCUGGGACGGACUAUGAGUGACGCUGCGAGUAUCCCUUGGAGGCCAACACGCAGCGGAAGCAUUAGCACCAAGGAAGGUACGAAGCCUGUAACGUAUAUUUCGUUCGACGCCGUCGUCGGGCGGAAUUCUGCGUUUCAUUUUUCGACCAACGAACAGCUUGAGGAGUUGGGCGGAGUUGAAUAUCGGGCGCUGAACGCGCUGCUAUGGUUGGUUGCAUCUUAUCACAUAACCGUACAACUGGUUUCCUUCGUGGUGAUCGCUCCUUACAUGUCAUUGCCAAAGUGGGCGAGCAAUUUCGAACCUCCUGCCCAAUUUAGAAUAAUUACGGUCCCUUGGUUUUCAUUGUUCCAAGUCGUAUCGGCGUACACAAAUACCGGAACUUCUCUUGUCGACCAGAACAUGGUACCCUUCCAGACAGCCUAUCCCAUGAUCCUUUUCAUGAUAUUAUGUAUUUUGGCUGGCAACACUGCAUUUGUGAGUGUCAGAAGUUGGAUCAUCAAAAAACUCGUACCGAGGGAUUCUCGACUGGAUGAAACGCUGCAUUUCCUCCUGGACCAUCCCCGCCGAUGCUUUGUUUAUCUUUUCCCUUCAUACCAACUUGGUUUCUCCCUUACAGACUGGUUCUGUUUUUUGGUUCUUGAUAUUGGUAACCCUGACAUCGAUUCCAUACCCUUAGGAACGAGAGUUGUUGCUGGACUAUAUCAGGCCAUUGCCGUUCGUACCGCGGGGUUUGGAAUAGUUCCGCUUGCCAGAAUAGCUCCCGCUGUCAAAGUCAUGUAUGUUAUCAUGAUGUAUAUUAGCGCAUGUGAUGUCCGCUCGACAAACGUCUAUGAAGAGCAAUCCCUGGGUAUAUAUGAUUAUGAUGAUUCAGAGGAUGAAAAUGCCUUUUCCACUGCAGGCCCAAGGAUGACAGUAUGGUCUCGGUAUUUGGCCAUGCAUGCACGUCAACAACUAGCAUUCGACAUGUGGUGGUUGUGUCUGGCGCUGGUGUUGAUUUGUAUCAUAGAGCGCGGAAACUUGGACAACACGGAGAUACAGGGCUGGUUCAAUAUCUUUACUAUCAUUUUUGAAUUAGUCUCAGCAUACGGGACUGUCGGUCUCAGUCUUGGGAUACCUACCGAAAAUUACUCGUUUUCCGGUGCCUUGAGGCCUCUUUCAAAGCUCAUAUUAUGCCUCGUCAUGCUUCGCGGGCGACAUCGUGGUCUCCCAGUAGCCAUCGACCGCGCUAUCAUGUUCCCUUCAGAAUUCGAAAAGACAAAUGACGAGCCGCCCGUCCCUGUCACGCAUGAUGACAGGCAAUCAAGCCCUCACAGCGAGUUUCUGCAUACGCGUGACCCCCUUCCGAAAGAAGGCGGUCUCGCUUCCAGCAACGAAGGUCCAAUUACUUCGAGGAACGACUGAAGGAAGAUGAGAAGUGGAGUGGCAGCUAUGAUGCACUUGUUGAGCCUGGAAGACAAAACGCGAAGACGGAAGUAUCUAGUAUGACCUUAUGCUCGCACCAUGGUUAUGAGUUAACUUUG